Perkinsus marinus ATCC 50983 is the source of this 109-nucleotide messenger RNA. RefSeq lists its product as hypothetical. The record is from RefSeq and is a predicted model, not a curated record. NCBI's taxonomy places the organism in Eukaryota, Perkinsozoa, Perkinsida, Perkinsidae. The transcript is spliced from 2 exons. The annotation marks the transcript as partial.
GCACCAUUGCUUAUUGCUAUCCCAUGAACUACAGUGGCAGUCUACCUUCUANNNNUAGUUUUCAGGAUGGUGCUGAUUGUGUGCUGGCCACGUUUGGCGACAUCAAGCG